Molecule: messenger RNA, 855 nt
Organism: Striga asiatica
Lineage: Eukaryota; Viridiplantae; Streptophyta; Magnoliopsida; Lamiales; Orobanchaceae
Source: the annotation of a GenBank genome assembly
AUGGAGUCUGCCGGUAUUCAUGGGGCGGGAAUGAUGAUUUACAUCGCUUACAGAUUGAAUACCGGCAGACUCCAUACCGUGACAGUGGAAAUACCGCGCAAAGGGCGGGUAUUUAUCGACACGCUCUUAGUCAUCGUGUGCAUCUGGCUCGAAUCGGCCUUGACCGACGUAUGGUCCCUCGUUGUGGUGUUAGCCGGGAUGCUGCAUUUGAUAUGCAUUUCCCACCUCUUUGUCAUAUUUGAGAACUUGGGCGUAUUUGAUUGUUUGGCUUCGGCCAUUAGUUCGGCCAUUUAUGUGAUGGUUGAAAAGGAUCAGAAAAAAAAAACUCCUUGCCGAUUAGUCAUAUCGUUUUUCUGCUGCUUGCCGAUGGUGUGUAUGAAACACGCCAGCGACUCCUAUCUGUGGCGCUCCAAUCCGGCGGAAGCAGCUGAAGCACGUAGGAGGGCCGUCAGUCAGGCGGUCAAUCAAGCGAUCGCAGCAGUAUAUCUGAAACUAUCAGAGGUGGCGAGUAGGCCUUUUAAUAGUGCCAUGACUGCAGCAUCAAACACAAGGGUGGCAACGAAUAAUGCAAAGCAAGCUGCAGACAAUACUCUGGCAUCUGCCAAAUUGGCGCAGGAAGCCAUGGACAAGGUGGUGGCCGCGGUGGCCGGCGGCAGCCCAGAUUUGGUGGCGGCAGUGCGGGAGGCGGGAGAUGCCGUUCGUGAUGUAGAGAAGAAUGCCCAGGAUUCGGUGAGGGGAGCCGUGAUUGCAGUGAGGGAAGCACAUCAGUCGGAGGAGAAUACAAAUUCGGCGUGUGGGACGUACGCGCGAAUAGAGAACGGGGAUAUAGAUAUCGCUACUUUGUUGGGGCCGUGA